CGAUGUCUUCAAACGAGUACUUUAUUGCGCCUUUGCAGCGCAACAGCCAAUGCAUCAGCUUCCCAGAAUGGGUUUCCCUAUUUACGCUUUGCCUCGCCCCACUAAUCGCCCACGUUGCCUCCGGCGCGCCCCCAGUAUCAUAUCUUUCACCCAGUCGCCCUAAGUGGCACGAGCAUCUCUGCCAUUAUAACCCAACAUCAAUCAUCUGGCGAUACGCCGCCAUCACAGACCGGCGGAUUCGCGCCACUCGCUGGAGCCAAAAUGACCUCGCAGCCAGCAACGCCAUUUUCUGGACGGCAAAGGGAUGGGAUGGUGGGGAGGACAUGGUAUUCACCGCUGCUCCGCACUGUUCGCGGUGUCCGGAACUCACGCGAGUACGGAUCUUUUCAGUGACGAUGCUGAAGACUAUAAUCACAACGUUGCAGGGCCUAGCAGCGUUGUACUCGCUCAUCGGGACACUCGCCGGCUUUACAACCCUACACUUCGUCAAAAGAAUGGGCGUGGAUAUGCUCUUUUUACCCUUGGCCAUUUUGGGGCUUUUACGACUUUGCGCUGCAACCUGGCUUACCGAAGACUUUGGUUAUUCUCCACGGGACGAUGGCUUGAAUAAUAUGCUCUUACGACGGUUCCCGAACCUAGCAAUCAGUGAACAUGAGAUACAACUCAUAGACCCAAGUGACACCCUCGACCCAUUCCUGGUGACGCCUCUCCCGCUGGGUGCUCAUUUCAGAUCUCCCAACUCCUCUUACUCCAGUCGCAUCUUUCGUGUUUUCUAUCUCCUGGUCCUCGGAGGUGUCUGGGGAGUAUCCGUUGCAUAUACUAUGCCGGCUGGCCGCGGCCAGCAGUCUAGAUACACCACGACCUCCUUUCUCGUCGGCCUCUUCUACUUCGUUUUCCUCACUAUAUCUAUUGUACUAUAUACCUUCUACUUUUUUUUCCGCAGCCAGACCACUACCACGCUUCUACCUUGCAUUUCUAGAAUAUGGUAUAGGGUCUAUACUGUGCUGCUUAUGGGAUUCAUUUCAGUCUUGAUUGUCAUCGCGAGUAUUGAGACAAACAUGACUCCUACUGGGCUAUAUUCAAGUGAACCGCCAAUAGUGCAGCUAGAGUGUCGUCAUCUUGUCAACUAUUUAUCAUUCUUACCAAACUCACCAUUCUUGGGGUUGGCGUCGCGGGUGGAGGUGAACAAGACUUGGCUGGAGCAGAAUUACUCAAGCAUACCAGUAGCAGGAUUUUCGGGGCAUAAUGCCUUAUUGGAAGAGAGGUAUUGGUUGUACAAUUAUACUGGGUAUUGCGUAGGGCGGUUUGAAGAUACGGGGAGGUAGCGGAGAAUAUUUGGCAGAUUGUAGCGUUUUGCACUGGAACGAAGUAUGGAGAAUCAAAAGGAUCUAGACAACGCGAAGGAUAUCCAGGGGCUAGCUAAUGCUCAUCGCCAUUUUCUAC
Molecule: messenger RNA, 1443 nt
Organism: Cucurbitaria berberidis CBS 394.84
Lineage: Eukaryota; Fungi; Ascomycota; Dothideomycetes; Pleosporales; Cucurbitariaceae
Exons: 1
Source: RefSeq, a predicted model, not a curated record